Pleurotus ostreatus (oyster mushroom) is the source of this 459-nucleotide messenger RNA. RefSeq lists its product as uncharacterized. Bases 1 to 459 code for a protein of 152 amino acids. The record is from RefSeq and is a predicted model, not a curated record. NCBI's taxonomy places the organism in Eukaryota, Fungi, Basidiomycota, Agaricomycetes, Agaricales, Pleurotaceae. The transcript has 3 exons.
AUGGCCCAGAGCGCGCACCACGACCUUGCCCCGCGCACCGACACGCAACUAACUCCCAAGCACGCCGCGAACGGAAUCCACGGCUCUUCAACGUGUCUUGACGCUCAAGCCGGCAUCAACUCAGUCUUCGAUCUCAACAGCCAGCACCCUACGCCCUUGAACACAUUGCUCAACACGAAACGGCGCAGGAAACGACGGCAGCGGAUGAGAGGCGAUGAGCAAAGAGAAACGGGGCGCGCAACACGGCUCGUCGAGCACGAACGGCGUCGCGCAGAUGUGAAGGCCCCAAACGCCGCCGUAACGCCGCCAGACCUGCCACAAGCCUUCAACAGGGCGCGUACAGCCCCGAGUUCUCGAAAAGAAACCAGCCAACAAGCGCAUCUCCACCAUCUACGCGACGCCUUACGCCCAACACGAACUGAGGAGAGACGAAGAGGCUCGGGGGAUCGUAACAGGUAA